Messenger RNA from Acaulospora morrowiae, 123 nucleotides. The record is from the annotation of a GenBank genome assembly. NCBI's taxonomy places the organism in Eukaryota, Fungi, Glomeromycota, Glomeromycetes, Diversisporales, Acaulosporaceae.
AUGCGUCAUCAAUAUCAUGAAGACGGUAGUAUGAGAUCAUAUAGACGGAGGUUUGCCGCCUUUCCGCCCGACGGAUCUUCAUUACGUGUUCGACAAAAUCUUAUCAGGCAGAUUGAAUCCGAU